This is a messenger RNA of Pundamilia nyererei, 967 nucleotides long. RefSeq names its product syntaxin 7-like (gene stx7l). Gene Ontology annotation, cellular component: endomembrane system; synaptic vesicle; SNARE complex. The coding region runs from base 95 to 871 and encodes 258 amino acids. The record is from RefSeq and is a predicted model, not a curated record. The transcript has 10 exons. Gene Ontology annotation, molecular function: SNAP receptor activity; SNARE binding. Gene Ontology annotation, biological process: vesicle-mediated transport; intracellular protein transport; vesicle fusion. Lineage: Eukaryota; Metazoa; Chordata; Actinopteri; Cichliformes; Cichlidae.
GAGUGCAGCAGACAUCAUGUGACGGAGGAGUGGCCAAAAGAAAAAAUCAGGAAGCACAACGACGCAAGAAACAAGUCACGAGAAAGCUUUCAUCAUGGCCUACCAGGCUGGGAUUCCAGAGGAGCCCAGUGUUUUGGUUAACCAGAUCAGCUCCAACAUCCAGAAGAUCACACUGCUGACCUCCGAGCUGCAAAGGGCAAUCUCUGUGCUGGGAACUGAACAGGACAGCAGCCAGCUACUACAGACGAUUCAACAGAAGCAGCAACAAGGCAACCACUUGGCAAAGGAGACUGACCGACUGAUGAAAGCUUUUACUGCACUCCCAGUCGGACCUGAUCAGCGUCAGAGAAAGAUACAGAGAGAGCGCCUGCUGAACGACUUCUCCGCUGCUCUGAACAGCUUUCAAAAGUCGCAGCGAGAUGCCGCCAGCAAAGAGAAGGAGUUUGUGGCCAGAGUCAGAGCCAGCUCCAGACUGUCUCAGGGUGGUCAGCCUGAAGACAGCUUUCGAAAUGUUCCUCCUAUACCGAGUGAUUCCCAGAUACAGGUUCAGGCUGACGCUGUCACUGAAGAAGAUCUGAGACUGAUCCAGGAGAGAGAAUCAGCUCUAAGGCAGCUGGAGUCUGACAUCGUAGACAUAAAUGACAUCUUCAAGGACCUGGGUAUGAUGGUCCACGAGCAAGGAGACAUGAUAGAUAGCAUAGAAGCCAACGUGGAGAAUACCGAGACCAAUAUCCAGAAAGGGGUGCACCAGCUGGCCCGAGCUGCAGGCCACCAGCAAAGCUCCCGGAAGAAGAUUUGCAUUAUAUUGAUAGUGUUGGUUGUUGUUGCUGUUGUAGUAGGACUAAUCAUCUGGGGCUCCCUCAAAGCCUGAGGGCUUCCUCCUCCUCCUCCUGUGUUUAUCACCAUGGACCAAGAAUGAAAUUUCAUUCUUAAUCUUUUUCUUCUUCAAAAACUGACAGAGGGGGGG